GACUAGGGGAGAUUAUGUGUUCGGCACGGACUAGAAGGGUCGAUAUGGCCUGUUUUCAUGCUGUAAUUGUUAUAUGGUUAAUAGCUCCUUUAGCUCUGAGCAGUAUCCAUAAUGAUGCAGUGAGUAUAACAUUCCUUGGACAUUCAGAUUGUUCCGCUUAUGUUUAUACAAAAUACGCAGUCAUUCUUUUCUGAAAAGAAUACGGAAAACAUGAUAAUGUGGAAGUAAAAAGGGGAAGACCGUAUACUUUUUGUGAACAACAUCUUGCAAGUUGCUAUUAGUAUUGAUUUAAGCAAUUGUGGAUUUUUUUUAUGUCCCAGAUUACUUAAAUGUUGAAAAAAACCCCACUGCAGAUGUUGAAAAUCUGAAACAACAGAAAAUAAAGGAAAAUCACAGCCAGUCAUGCAUCCAUGAAAAGAGAAACAGACUUUUUCUUUCCACAAGUGCUGUCUGACCUGGUGAAUUUUCUCAGCAUUUUCUUUGUUUCAGUUGUGCAAUGUUUGGUUAAAUCAAAUUUUGAUUUUCGGCACUAUAUUUCAGAAAAUGAGUAUUAACUUUAGCGGACUCUUAAUGUGGUUCAACUUAGAUUCACAGAACUAUUCAUGUGCGUAAUGUAAUACAAUUUGUUCCGUAUCAGGCGCAUGGACCUGAUAAUGUAUCAUUGGCCAUCUUCAAUGGCCAAGCAUACCCAGUUGCUAGUUCUAGAAUAUGAAAGGUUACUCAUUUGUAAAGAACUAUACAGUGAACGCAUUGUGGCUUCAAAGGGGAUGAAAAAAAGCUGUUUAACUUAGCCUAAUUUAUUUAAAAUCGAUGGCUUGACUGUGUACCCAAUUCAAUCAAUGGAAGUUGGAUGGCAAAAGAAAGGAAGCACAGUGGCGUGUUACAAAGAAACAAAAACAGAUACACACAAUGACCAAUAAAAAAGGAGUGGGUGAUCAUAGAAUCAUACUGCAUAGAACCUUUCUCUUACCGCCUACCUCAUCCAUGCUAACCUUGUGUCCUAUCUAUGCUAAUCUCAUUUCACCGCAUUUGGCCAUAUCUCUCCAAACGUUUCCUAUCCAAGUACAUAUCCAAAUGACUUUUAAAUGUAAUGGAUUCUGUCUCUACCACCUUUGUGACCACUCAUGUUUACCAUCCUCUGUGUGGUGAAACCGCUCCCUUGAAUCUCCUGUAAUAUACUCCCCUCUCGCCUUCAAACUUGCCCUCCAGCUCUAAACACCCUGUCCUCAGAAAAAAGAUUUGGACUAUCUAUCCUUUCUAUGCCUUUUUAUAAUUUUAUAAACCUCUAUAAGGUCAUCCUUUAGCACCUUAUGUUUCAGUGAGAAUAAACUCAACAUCCAAUCUCUCCUAUAACUACAGACUGCCAUUCCGUGCAACAUCCUGAUGAAGUUAGGAAUACCUUAAUCAUUUUUUAAUGCACACUUUGAACUUUGAAUCGCUGAACUUUGAAUCACUGAUGCAAUUUGGUAUUAUUCAUUGGUUACUUUAAUUGUUCAUUGGUUUCUUUGUUUCCAGGUGAUGCGCUGGAUAGAUCAUGUCUGAGGUACAAGCAACUGUUGAGUUCUCAGUUGAGCUGCACAAAUUCUACAAUGUGGACCUUUUUCAAAGAGGAUAUUACCAGGUGCGUGCAGCACUGAAAGUCCCACCCCGAAUUCCUCACAGGCUGACUGCAACACUGACAGGUCCCACAGGUGAUUCAUUCACCAAUCCACCCUUCAUUCAUGACAACACGGUUUACAGUAGGAUAUUUCAGAUCAUGUAUAGAAAUGAAGAAAUCGUGGUGAACAGUCCCAGUCUCUUCAGGGUGCACCUCUUGUUGGAUGGAGAAAGGGUGGAAGAGGCAUUAAAUGAAGUGGACUUUCAGUUGAAGCUCGAUCUGCAUUUCACAGACUCUGAACAGCAAUUGAGUGAAAUUGCAGGAAUACCUUUGAUCAGUAGCCGAAGGCUGGGUCUUCACUUCCAUCCCAGAAGGGGUUUGCACCAUCAUGUACCCGUCAUGUUUGACUACUUCCACCUCUCGGUCAUAUCCAUCACUGUGCAUGCAUCACUUGUUGCAUUGCACCAACCCUUGAUAAGUUUUCCUCGCUUGGGCAAAGGCUCAUGGCUGAGUAAAGGAGGUCAGGAGGUGGAACCUGAUACUUCUAAUGUAACUCUCGAAAGCCUAGUGCUUGGACCCAGUUAUUACAAGCAACUCACAGUUGAGGGAAAUACUGCCGUCACUUCUGAGAGUUGCUUGCAGCAGGCGUACCGAUGGCACGAAACAAUGUGCCGAAUUUUACUCUCUGCCUACAAAGGACUUCUCUGUUAUUUCAGUGCAAUAAUGAAGCAGGUCCCUGAACUGCAUCAGAUUCAGCUGGAGGACUGCCUCAUAGACGAGACUCUUACUCAGCUUUGUGUUAACGUGCAGAUGGUUAACAACCCGGAUAAAGUGGUAGAACAGAUCAGCAAGGACCUGUUGCAGCUCUGCUCCUGUCUUGUAGCUCUGUGGAACCAGUUCCGCAACACCACAACUCUCCAGGCAGAUGUAACAGCGUUCUUAUGCCAAGACCACCACAGUCUGAGGGUAAGAAGAUUCUCAGAGGCCUUCUUCUAUAAAGAACACCAGAAACAGAUGGCACUUACAUUCCAGGAACACAUAAUCCAAAGUCAUAGUCAGAUUGCAGCAGCUAUCAGAAAUUCAUCCUACCUCACCAGCAUGCCCCCAUUGCCAAUCGAGUGCCUGGACAUAGAUGGAGACUGGAGUAAUCUUCCUAUUAUAUUUGAAGACAGAUAUGAAGAAUCGAUUUCCAAAGCAAACCACAAAGUUGACAGCGGCACAUCCAACAAGGAGGUGGGAACUGAGCUUAACCAUGUAUUGGACACUCGCCUUUCAGAGUUUUCAAAUUUACCAGCUGCAAUGAAACAGUGCCAGCAAGUGCAAAAUAGUGGCUCUGCUUCUGAUGCCUUGAUGCUUACGACAAGAAUGCCCGGAUCACAACUUCUGAAUGAAACUGUUUCCUUGGGAACGAUGUACAACUCUGUGGAUUUGGCUGCUUUUGUCAGCCAAGAAUAUGACGAACUCAAUGAGAUUGAAAUCAAAAGCAUUCAGAGCUUAGAGGUGGACAGGUUUGUUGGACAAAGUCAAGGAGAACUCUCAACAAUCUAUGAACAUCAGAUUGAAUCACUCAGAUUUAAUGAAAUUUCAACAGGUUCUGACCAGCAAGAAAAGGUUUCUGAAUCUGCAAAUGCAGCAUUACUCAAACAAACGGAGACAGCUUCAGACUUGACAUAUAUUGAAAGGAUCCUCAGAAACAAGGAUCCUUAUCAAGGAGAUGCAGUGUUAGUUUGUUCUUCAAGUAUAACAGAUACAAAUGAAUCAUCCCUAUCUAACGACUAUGAAGUUAGUGAAAAGGAGGAACUUAAUGAACUGUUACAUCCUGCAGUGAGCUCUGAACAUGUUGACAGUGAGUCCGUCGAUCAAGGAUCUGUGAAAAGAAAAGUUGAGAAUGCUGACUUUCCUGUUACCUCUGAGGUUAUGAAACGGUCCCUUUCAAUUAUAUCUGACUCUGGCAUUGAGAGCGAGCCCAGCUCAGUGGCUUGGCCUGAGAUACGCAAACCACAGGAUUUAUCUUGCGACCGUGACCUCAUGCAACAGAUAGUCAGGGCGCAGGCGAACCAUAGGAACUCGCUGGAGGGUGGUCAGACAGAGAGCGGCACCAGCCUGCCUAGCGGCAUUCAGGCUUCCUUAACAUCGAUCAGCUCGUUGCCUUUUGAAGACGAAGAAGAGGUGGAACUCAGCAAACUGACAAAAUCAGUCUCAGCCCCGCAAAUCAGUAGCUCUGAUCAGUUGGGAGGAACUCCUGACUCAUUAGCACAUAAUCAAACAGCGGAUGAAAGAGACUGGGCCUGGGGAUAUUCCACAGAAAAGGCAGAGGGAGGCGAAGAUGAAACAGAUGAGACGCAACGAGACAGCAGCAAUGUUUUUGAUUCCCCUGCCGGUAAAGAGAUCCCACAAAACAGCCCAGAAGCAUUGCCGCCGAAUGAUGAUUGUACAAAGGUUUCUGAGAAAAGCUCCAGUGAGACAGUGGGAAAGAAUCAGAGGACAUCCGAUAAAGUGAAUGGUAAUUGCCGCUAUUGUGCGGAUGCAUUUGAUGCGAACGGGCCUAACGAUAGCACAGACCAUGCUGUUAAGGAGCUUAUGUGCAAGACGGUGAAUUUCAGUGAGUUAUUAGAUAGAAGCAGUAUUACAUAUGAUCCUAACAAUCAUUCAGAGAUUGAACACUCACUAUUUACCCUUUCUCAAGGGGUCCAGAAUGACCAGCCCGGGACGUUUGGUGACAUCAUGCCAAACGGUGAAUUUGAGCCGGAUGGUGGCGGAGAGCUGUCCCCAUGUAAAGCAACUUCUCAGCCUGAGUCAACAGAUGCUUUGGAGGCAACCACAGCAACUUUUAGUGAUGUGAUUUUGAAUGAUCGAUUGUGUCCUGAAGAACUACAUGAAGAAAAGGUGGAGAGUGGAAUGAAGACGGAUCAGCACUGUGAAGGCCUUACCCAGUUACAUGAUGAGCUCGGGGGAGAGAAGAAGCCAGGUAGUAACAAUGACGGUGAACUUGAGCCCCUAGUUGAUGGUGGAAAUUCUUCUGGAACCAGCACCUCGGGCAUGGCGUUUGAUAAAAGGAACAUAGUUGAGGUUGUGAAUCUCUCUGUUUCAUGCACAGCUACGUGUCUGCCGUUUUCCUCCAUGCUUAGGGAUUCUCCGGUUGCCUUUCCUUCAAAGCAAACGGCGUCACCCAUCACGAGGCAGCCCAUGGGCUCUUUUGGGACUAAUUCACAGGACAACGACGCAGAAACCAAUGAGAGAAUGGUGAGUUUUGUUCAGGCCAAAAAUGAGUUGUUAAAGGGACUAAAGUUUGAAGGCAUGUUGUACAGUGACUUGCCAUUUCUGGCUUCCGAUCUUCCAUAUUUCACCCCAGAAGAGGAGGAAGAGAAUUUCGAGGAAGGAAUCCACCUGGUGGUCUGUGUUCAUGGAUUGGACGGUAACAGCGCAGAUCUCCGACUCGUCAAGACGUUUAUUGAACUGGGGCUUCCGGGUGCCAAGUUGGAUUUCUUAAUGUCUGAAAGGAACCAGAGUGACACCUUUGCUGAUUUUGAUACAAUGACGGAUCGCCUCUUGGAUGAGAUUGUUCAACAUAUCCACCUCUACAAUCUGACGAUAUCUAGAAUAAGUUUCAUUGGCCACUCAUUGGGCAACAUCAUCAUUCGCUCGGUGCUGACACGACCAAGAUUCCGGUGUUACCUCAGCAAGCUGCACACUUUCCUGUCACUCUCUGGGCCACAUCUGGGAACAUUAUAUAAUAACAGCACACUGGUUAGCACAGGGCUCUGGCUCAUGCAGAAACUGAAAAAGUCCAGCUCACUGUUGCAACUAACCUUCAAGGACCAAACCGAUCCUCGCAAGACUUUUUUGUAUAAACUCAGUGAGAAACCAGGGCUGCAGUACUUCAAGAAUGUUAUGUUGGUGGCAUCACCACAAGACCGAUAUGUUCCUUUUCAUUCUGCCCGGAUUGAAAUGUGUAAGACCGCACUGAAAGAUAGACAGAUUGGUUGCGUUUACACCGAGAUGAUUAACAACCUUCUUCGGCCGGUGACAGAAGCUGAUGACUGUACCUUGAUCCGCUACGAUAUUUUCCACGCAUUGCCAAACACUGCCAAUGCAUUAAUUGGCCGGGCAGCCCACAUUGCCGUCCUCGACUCUGAACUGUUCCUGGAAAAAUUCCUUCUGGUGGCUGGGCUAAACUACUUCAAAUAGCAUCUCCAGUUCACUCUUGGCACCCGAUGGUUCACGUGAAAACAUUUCCAGAGGCUUUCUUGUGGGAGAGCAUGGGUCGGGUCGGUAUUGAUUUGUUUCUCCAUACAUCCAUACACUAACCCAUACAAUCAAAAUGAUUAUGUUGUAAAUAUUACCAAAAGAAAUAUACUUCUGAGAUUAAGUUUAUCUAAAAACUGCUUUCCUGCCUUAAAUUCACAGAAGUUAUCACUAGGCUUUCUAUGAAAUACAACUUGAAUGGGCAAUUUUAAUUUAUGUUCUUAUCUACUGUUGAAGCAUUAAAUGUCUGUUGCCCUAUGGAAAUGAACAUUUGUUAUUUGGUCCCCCUUGAACUGAAAUCAGCACCAAAAUAGUUUAUUGGAUUCUCUACACAUAAUUUUGAGUUAUUCCAAUGUGUAGUGUAUACAGCCUGCAAUGUGCCUGUAUCAGUUUUAGCCCAAGUUUCUCUGCAAAAGCCUUCUCUAUCACAGUGGCACAUUUUAGCAAGAGCAACUUCAUGCAGUGUCGAGAGACAGUUAGAAUGAUGUGUGAAAUAUAAUCGCACUACGACAUGCUUAUCGUGGGAUUUGUGUGUUACCGAGUUUGCACACACUGAUAUCCAAUCUUUGCAGCACUGUGUGAUUUGAGAUUGGAGCAAAAUGUGUUCAUGAUCUCAACAUGUUCAGAUAACUAGCAAUGCGGAAUCUCACCUCAAUGUGGUCAUUAUUGGUAUUGGUUUAUUAUUGUCACACGUACUGAGAUACACUGAAAAUCAUACCAUUGCUAUCCAGGCAUAUCAUACAAUACAUAAACAUAUCAAUAGUGCAAUAGAAAAAAAAAUCAAACUACAGAAUAUAAUGUUAAGGCUACUGUGAAAGUGGAGAUUUUAAAAAGUGCAAGGACUGCAAAGAGGUAGAUUAGAAGAUCAGUAAUUCAUCCCUGGGAGGUCCACUUAAGAGUCUGAUAACAGCAGGGAAGAAGCUGUCCUUGAAUCUGGUGGUAUGUGCGUUCAAGUUUUUGUAUCUUCUGCUAUUUGGGAAAUGGAAAAAGAGAGAAUGACCAGGGUGCAUUUGGUUCUUGACAUUGGCUGUUUUCCCGAGGUAGCGUGAAGUAUAGAUGGGGUUGUUGCAGGUGGCGUGGGACGGGAGGGGGGCGGUGGAUGGGCGAGGAAGCUGAUUUGUGUGAUAGACUAGUUUGUGUUUCAACUCUCUGCAAUUUCUUGUUGUUUUCGGCAUUAAAAAAAACAAAUACAGGAAAAAAUUAAUAAAGCAACACCUCACACCCCCUCUGCACAUCUGAGGCUCCUGUGUGUGAUGACUGGCCUUGAGAACUCGAGAGUCAUGACAUUGCCUGCACCAUGGGGCCAGGAUCUCUCUCUCUCUCCCCGAAGGUGAAGAUCUACUCUAACCGUCAAAGCAUGCGUUUAUAUAAUAAUUGUAUCCCUAAGAACAACAGGUAACUAUGUGUCAUAUCUAGCUAUCCUCCUUUGCGCCAUAAUGGCAUGAGUUAUUUGUCCAAUCAAACAGCAAACUAGUCUCGGAUGUCUCAAGGAAGGCAAAAUCUCAUCAUAGUGACCUUGCAGGUGGCCUCAUGAUUUAUUGGUCCCUUCAAGUUAGCCGAAACAUUUAUCUAAAAAAUCUUCUGGCUUUUGUGAGCAUGGUUUGAAAUGAGGUACUGCUAAUUCAACCAUUACAUUACUUUCAAAUGCGUACUAUGCUGAGAACUAUAUUGUGCACUCUGUAUCUUCCCCUUUGCUCUAUCUAUUGUACUUAAGUUUGACGAUUGUAUUUAUGUAUGCUAUACCUGAUCUGUUUGGAUGGGAAGCAAAACAAAACAAUAUAUCUCGAUAUACGUGACAAUAAUAAACCUAAACCCUUAAACUGAGCAGGGAAACACUUCCUGCAUAAUUUCUAUCCUACUCAUUCAGUUUCUUCAGUACAUUAAAUUUGCUCUGUCAUGUUGAACUCCAAAAGGGAAGAACAGGAAGAACUGACAAUUAAAACAAGCUGUCCUUUUGGGGGGGAGAGUAGCAUACUGAUGUAAAGGAAACUGCUGGAGGAACUCAGCUGGUCAGGCAGGAUCUUUGGAGGGAAAUGGACAGGUAUUGUUUCAGCUCAAGACCCUUCUUCAGAUUCAUCAGUCCAUUUCCCACCACGGAUGGAUGCUUCCUAACCUGCUUAGAUUCCCCAACAGUUUGUAGUUUACUCAAGAUACAUGCAUCUGCAGUUUCUUAUGUCUCCAAUAGCAGAUUGACAUCUGGUAGUUCUUCAUUUGUGUGGGAAUCUGCAGGUUGCUCAGAGUUAUUCCCGGGAAUGUCAGUAGGCUUGUGCAUGUAAAUGUAGAUAAUUCCCUGCAAUAUCUGGACUACUAUAUUUUUGUUGUUGUUUUCAAAUGUUAACAAAGACAGAAAGUUAUAAGCAGUCUCAUGGCUGCAAAUGUCCAGUUUAACUACAAUGCAAAGUCAAGAUCUAGCUACUGAAAAAUAAAUUAGUGUUACAACUUAUAAGACAUUGGUGAAGAAAAAUAUUUAUCAUUUCUAAAUGACUAAAAAUGUUGAUAGACUUAAUUAAAAAACUGACUUUGUUAUUUUGGAGAAACUGAACUUGAACGAGUGGAUCACAGUGAGAGCAGAAAGCUUGGGGAAGGAGUUGAGAAAAUCACGGAUCACUCCGUGAAAGACAUGGAUCAACAAAGGGGAAGAUAUUUCAUCUGGUUGAUGGGUGCGUAGAGAAGGGUUGUGUAUCAAGAUUUGCUAUCAAUGCUGCAAAUUCACUUUCUUACAUUAACCUGCUAAAUCUAUGAUACCUCCUAUAGCAAAUUGAUGACCACAUCUCUUCCCUUCAGUCACCAGGUUUCUGAGUCUGAGAAAACUUGCGCAUUCAGAUUCAAAUAUUAUUACUACAGACAGUUGUGUUAAAAUAUUUUUAUGAGGACUUCCACCUCCCUACCUUCCAAUUAUCUGGAAAUCUGUUGAUUGCUCACCUCCCAUCUGUUGCCAUGCAUAGGUUGGAAAUGUUACAAUCCUGCUAUCAAAAAAUGUAGCAAGUACGCCAGUCUUGUGUAGCAUUUCCAGCCCCCUGUGGUACCACUAUGAACAUCUUUGAAGGGCAGCAAUCAAAGAUUGAUUCUGAAGCUACAGUACCGGUGGAGAAAUUAUUGAAUAUUCAGUUUUGGUUUGAUUAUGUUGUGUUUGGGACAUCCUUCUGUAAAUGAUUGAAGUGCCAUAUCCUGAUUCAGUGUUAUUUGCUAUUAAAUGUACCCAUAAGAUGAUUGUGUACUGCCUAUAUGCACUAUUUAUCUUUCAUGAAUAAUGAAUAUUUACAUAGUAUGGUAUAUUAAUCCUGACAGUAUUUGAAAUUGUACAAGUAAGAAUGUAAAAUCCUGUUUAUAAAUUGCACCUUCAAAUGUGUUUUUUUUUUAACUGAAAUGACAGGGUAGCAAAAGAUGUGGACAUAAUAUAUACUCUAGAACAGUAUGUUAUCUAGAUGUUAGUUAGUUUGGGGCAAUCAUAUUUGUGCAAUAUGAGUCUGUGGUUGACUAAUGCUUGCAACUGACAUUGAAAUGUGCCGUCUCUCUGGGUAUCUUUAGGUUAAUCAAAAUACGUAAAAUGUACACAAAGUAUUUUUCUACUCGCAAAGUAAGUCCCAUGCCACUAUAUUUUACCGGUUGUUUAGCUCCCUUCCUCUUCCAGCAUAAAUAAUUCUCCUUCUGCUUCAUUUUGAAGAUCAUGCCAAUACACCAGGAGGAAUCCUGGAAAUAUGAAAUUAAACCCAAAAGCUACUGGAAAGGGUUGAAAGAAAACCGAUACAAUGGCUAAUUUUAUCAUCACAUGUUUGUUAAACUGCCAGAUUGGAUAUACCACAUAUUAUUUAUUCAAAUUGAAUUCAGGCACAAUUUAUAGUGAUAUAUUGUACAAUGGACAGACACAUUCACUCUACCAAAACUAGUUCUGAGAAAUAAAAUUCACCAAAGUAUUCCUCGUGGAUUCUUUGUGAAAUCUCUUAAUUUCUUUCUGAUCAAUCUAAUGAAGACAUGGGCAAUGGAC
This is a messenger RNA of Leucoraja erinaceus (little skate), 9827 nucleotides long. RefSeq names its product protein FAM135B-like. The record is from RefSeq and is a predicted model, not a curated record. The coding region runs from base 1535 to 5785 and encodes 1416 amino acids. Lineage: Eukaryota; Metazoa; Chordata; Chondrichthyes; Rajiformes; Rajidae. The transcript has 19 exons.